Messenger RNA from Anarrhichthys ocellatus (wolf-eel), 1983 nucleotides. RefSeq names its product serine/threonine/tyrosine interacting-like 1 (gene styxl1). The transcript has 8 exons. Bases 65 to 949 code for a protein of 294 amino acids. Gene Ontology annotation, biological process: negative regulation of cytoplasmic stress granule assembly; protein dephosphorylation; positive regulation of intrinsic apoptotic signaling pathway. Gene Ontology annotation, molecular function: pseudophosphatase activity; protein phosphatase inhibitor activity; protein phosphatase binding. The record is from RefSeq and is a predicted model, not a curated record. Lineage: Eukaryota; Metazoa; Chordata; Actinopteri; Perciformes; Anarhichadidae. Gene Ontology annotation, cellular component: mitochondrion.
UAGCAACCAGCUAGCGUUAGCUACGUAUUGAUAUUGGUUUCUGGCUAAUUGUUCCUUCCCCGCGAUGUCUGAAAUCAGGAUGUGUGAGCCAUUUCAGCUCUUUAAUCUCCUCAACCAGUGCAGCUCAGUGUCAAGGCUGGCAGAGAUCAACUACCUCUGUUUGAUUGAUGCUGGAGAAACCCAUGACUACAGAAUGAGUCACAUCAUGACAGCUAAGAAUGCCAAAAUGGAUUCAAAGAGUACGUUUCUCCUGCCAGAGGCUGUGGAGGUUGACAGUAUGCAGCACGUGGUGGUAUAUGACAGCAACACAUGCUUUUUACAUCAACAAGACAGAGCGGUUCAAUGUGCCCAGGAACUGGCCAAAGCUAGCCUCUCUCCGGUCCACAUAGUGAAAGGAGGCUAUCAGAGGUUCUCGGCUCUGUAUCCUUUUUUAUGCACUGAGAAAAUCAUCUACACCAUCAUGGAGCUGGAAAACCUGAAGCCCUAUCCAGUGGAGAUCAUAGCGCUGCUGUACAUGGGUGAUGAGAAACAAGGCAUGGACUCCAGCAUCCUGAAAGACCUGAAAGUCAGAGCUGUCAUCGACAUCUCGGAGAGUAACACUCUGGAAUCCAUAAAUGGGAACCAGACCGUCACUAACAUCCCUGUGGCUGACUCAGUGGUGUCUGAUUUAUAUUCAAGUCUUAAAAGGAUUUGCAGUCUUAUUGGUUCACACAUCAACAUGGGCUCUUGUGUCCUGAUAGUUUCCAGGAACGGCAGAAGCCGCUGCAGUGCUGUCGCCAUUGCCUUUCUCAUGCACCACCUCAAAUACACACUGGAGGAGGCCUGGAAGUACAUGCUCAAAUGUAAACCCAACAUGAGACCAAACACAGGGUUUCUACAGCAGCUGUCUGACUGGGAGCUUCACACCGUGGGAACGAAAGUGACUGACAUCUCUGGACCUCAUUUUUAACAAAGGAUGAUGUCAUGUUAUUUUGAAGGUGAAAUUCAGGGGAAAGAGGUUGUGUAUUUGGUCCAGAUAAUCCAUAAAUAAACCCUUAUGAUGGAAGGUAAUAAUCAGCUCAAAAUAAAAGACAGAAGAUUGGACAGUGACACCUAGUGGGCUUUGUUUGUACUUCAAACUUUUGUGAACGUCUUCUCUUGUUUUGUAUUUAUAAACAGUUAUAUUUAUGGAUAAAUGUUAUUUAGUGCCAUUUAAAUGUCACUAGCUGCAGUUCAUUGCUUACAUGGCUCUGCUAGAGGUGCUUACAAUCUUGGGUAUAGGUUCCCCCCUCUAGAGUUAUGCAACAUCAGCUCUAAAAAUACAGCCCACAUGCCAAUUAGAGAGAAAUAUAUUGCGCUGAAACUUUCCUUGCAAGGGACAGAGAACCGACUACACACCCAUUCCACUGAAAUGUCUUUGUUUCUAUAAUGGAGUGCUGCUGUCAGGGUCAUAGUUUGGAGUUAUAUGACUAAACCCUGCAAAUAAAACUAGAAGAGAUACUAUUUCUACACUCAGGGCAAAAUGUUUUGAAAUCACUCAAGCGGGUAUUUAAAGGUCUUGGUGGUGAUUGGUUGAAACGAGGAACCAAAAUCUUAGAGCUCACCAACGUGCCAUCUGAUUGGAGUAACCAGUUGCAAAAAUGCAUGACGCGCAUAGGAAUGGUUGUAGAGUUUUGUAAAGGGUGUUAUCGUUAGCUAUGAUAAAACCGGACGUUUUUACAUGGUCUUAAAAAAUAAAAGCGCAAACGUCUUUUAUUCAACAUUUACAUCUGCAGUACACUUUUGAGCCACACGAGAGAACCUGAAUGUUUGUAUUGUUCCGAUAAUUGCAGCCUACUUAUUACAUUGACUAAGAAGAGAGGCUAUAACGUUUUAGCCUGUUAACUCCUCCUCAAUAGUUUUAUUUGGUCUAAUUUAUAAAGUUUAAUACAGUGCGCAGUCUCCUGAUUUAUAGAUUGGGCCUAUUGUGAAUUGGGUUGCAAUGGUAUGUCUUUUGUUUAUUAA